Molecule: messenger RNA, 228 nt
Organism: Loa loa (African eye worm)
Lineage: Eukaryota; Metazoa; Nematoda; Chromadorea; Rhabditida; Onchocercidae
Product: Kv4.2 voltage-gated potassium channel
Exons: 1
Biological process (GO): protein homooligomerization; potassium ion transmembrane transport
Cellular component (GO): voltage-gated potassium channel complex
Molecular function (GO): A-type (transient outward) potassium channel activity
Source: RefSeq, a predicted model, not a curated record
GCCAAAGAUUUAGCCGUUGAUCAUGUAUCGGAUGAAAGAAUUUCAAUCAAUAUCUCUGGUCGACGAUUUGAAACAUGGCGAAAUACAUUGGAGAAAUUUCCGGAAACAUUACUUGGUUCAAAUGAAAAAGAAUUUUUUUACGAUGAAGAAACAUCGGAGUAUUUUUUUGAUCGUGAUCCAGAUAUUUUCCGGCAUAUUCUUACUUUCUAUCGAACCGGCAAACUUCAU